This is a messenger RNA of Mycena citricolor, 2037 nucleotides long. The record is from the annotation of a GenBank genome assembly. Lineage: Eukaryota; Fungi; Basidiomycota; Agaricomycetes; Agaricales; Mycenaceae.
CUGACCUUCGACUCAGAGCCAUCUGGAGACGGACAUUUCGGUCAAACACGUUGCUCUCUAACAGCGUUGUCUCCUCCCCACCGAUCAGUCAUUCCCGUCCGUAAAAGCGGGUGAGGUCAUCAAUCCAAACUAAGCUUGCUUGACAAAACGACAUCCGAUCUGCGCAAUCGAAGGUCGGGCUCGAGGCGAGGCGUCUCGUGCCUCCCAGGAUCGAUCUGGUUUUCGCCGACGAUGGGACAGUGAUUGGAAGGAGCCAGCCAGACGCCGGUCCCUGCAAGAUGAUCCUCUCAGAUUCGAAACCACAGGACCCUCGCGUUUGUCGUCACGGCCCCCGGGAUGGGGUCAUGUUACCGGAGAAUAUGCCUGUAACACCGUGCAGCGGGUAGUCUCCGUCGAAGCUCAUCGAGAUGACCAUUUCGGGAGUGCCCGAUAAAAUGAAUCCAUGCCGCACGUCGAGCUACGCAAGUGACGACAAGUCAAGAUCUGAAGCUCGGCACCGACCUGUUAAACAUUUCUUUUGCCCUCGGAAUCUCUGGAUCCGUUUGCAAAAUGCUUCCAAAUGAGGCACGAACAGAUCGAACCUUCCCGAGCUGGCUGGAUCGCAGAGGGUGGCUUCGACGCGGGAAAUGAUCUCUUUUUCGGAGUCGGAGGUCCAGUCAGCAAGGUAUAAAAAAUGACUGGCAUCCCCCACAACUCGCCGCCAAACUUCUCGCAGACGGCGGUCGAGCGCUAUCCCAGCUUGACUGUUGCUCUGGGGAACCAUUAUCCUGCAAUGCAGUCCGACAGCGAACAACGGCCCGACGGACCACCCGGCUCAGCGUCCCCUGGCCCUAGUAGACCGGAAGGCACUGUGCAAUCAUUCCCGUGUACUCACCCAGGCUGUUCAAAAUCAUUCAACGUCAGAGCGAAUAUGCUCCGUCACAAGACCAAUGCUCACGGCGCGAUGCGAAAGAGCCUCAACGAAGCGAGCGAGACAUAUGUCGUCGCCUUUGACUCCCCGGUGACGGCUCCUCCUGUUCGCUCCGAUUUAACAAUUCCCACCGAGAUCAUCUGGGAUGCCGACGGCCCCUUUGCCCGACGGCAAACGCCUGAAGGCGAGAUCGAACUGGACAAAGUGAACCUCGAGAAAGCGCCCAUCACGGGUCGACGGCGGUUCAUGGCCGCUAGCGAAGCAGAAGAGGACUUUCUCCGCAAAGUGGUUAUGGAGGAGACCUUGGAGGCAUACAAGGACCAGAUACUUCCCUACGACCACCCGCUUUCCCAGCUCGUCCGUCGCAUAACGCGUCGCAUCAUCACCGCCUCCGACCUGGGUCACCUCAAGGGCGAGUCGCCUACCGGCGCAAAUGUAUCAUGGGCGCAGGAUGGCACAGAGAUUCCACAAACUGAAACGAUGCACCCCGAGAAAGAAUGGACGGUGCUCGUGGUGAACGAUCGAACCUUCGUCAACGCGUUUGCUGCCCCCGGGCUGGUAUGUGUUUCGACUGGAAUCAUGCCUGUCGCCAAAGACGAGGAAGGCUUGGCUGCCAUCGUUGGUCACGAGAUCGGGCACGUCGCAAUGCGUCAUUCCGCUGAACAUCUCUCCCAGAUGAAGUUGAUGCUCCCUGUGAUCGGCCUAAUGUGGAUUGCCGGGCUGGGUGUCAUUUCCUCGUCGUUUCUGGCCGAAUAUCUCUAUUCGUUGCCUCAUUCCCGGGCGCUUGAGACAGAAGCUGACAUCGUUGGGCUGCAACUCAUGGCCAGAGCUUGUUAUAAUCCCGGAGCUUCCCCGAGAGUCUUCGAGGACCUGGGCAAACUAGAGCACGGACGACCCAAGUUUCUCAGCACUCAUCCUCCUACUCCCGAACGAAUCGCGAAACUGAAGACACUGCUCUCCGAUGCGUAUUCCAUCUACAACAGUAAUCCUGAAUGCGCCAGAUUGGAGGAGAUGCGAUCUCGGGGAUAUAUCGAAAGAAAGAAAUUAUACCUCGAUGCAUAGCGUGUAAACACGCUAUCUGUAGCGCUCCUUGUCCUGCUCAUCACCUUAUCCUGCAAACAAUCUAG